AUGGGCAUUAUCCCCACAGAAAUGCAACAAGCAGUUCACAUCACUUGCCUUUGCUUAAUCUUAGUGGCUUUUUGCAAAGUUCAUGGAGAAACCCAAAAACCCUGCGAAGAAUUGAAGUGUAGCUAUCAUGGCCCUGCUAUCCAUUUCCCUUUCAGGAUCAAAGAUAGACACCCAGAUCAUUGUGGAUAUCCUGGGUUUGUUGUAUCUUGCAAUGACAGAAAAGAGACUGUUCUUGAGCUCCCAACAAUUCCGGUCAAACUCUCUGUGGAAUCUAUAAAUUAUGAGCGUCAGAAAAUGUAUCUAUAUGACCCCGAUAAUUGCCUGGUGGCAAAGCUUAUAGAAAUCCGCAACAUGUCAUUCUCUCCCUUCUACGUAAUCGACACUCAGAACAUUACGCUAUUCAAUUGUUCUUCUUUAGUUAUGCAGCAUGAGGGACUGGAUCCAAAUCCAAAUUAUCCUGUGGCUGCCCCAUGCCUUAGAAGCCCCGGCCACCAAGUUUAUGCAGUUGAUUCUGCUGGUCACGUUGAAGCCCUACAGUCAUGUACCAAGAUGUAUAAUGUUUUCUCAGUCCCUUAUUAUUUUCAGGGCGAACAAGCGGCUCUUUUCCGAUGGUCUAAACCAAAUUGUACAGAAUGUGAUGCAGAGGGAAAGAAGUGUAGAUUGAAGACCAGUGACACUAACAAUGAAAUUGAAUGUGUACUGGACUUGAGGAAAGCAAAUAUGAGUGCAUUCCUGGGUUCCUUUGUACUGAUCCUACUAGUCAUUGCAGCGUAUCGUGUCUAUAGCCAUGACAAAAAUGAAAAGGAGAAUCGAUUGAAAAUUGAAAGAUUUUUAGAGGAGUACAGAGCGCUCAAGCCAAGCAGAUAUUCUUAUGCAGACAUUAAGGGGAUUACAGAUCAAUUUAAGGACAAGUUAGGAGAAGGAGCCUAUGGAACCGUUUAUAAAGGAAAGCUUUCUUCUGAACUCUUUGUUGCUGUGAAAGUCCUCGACAGUUCUAAGGGAGAUGGGGAAGAUUUCAUAAACGAAGUGGGAGCGAUGGGUCAUAUCCACCACGUCAACGUAGUUCGCUUGGUUGGGUUUUGUGCUGAUGGAUUUAGACGAGCUCUUGUAUAUGAGUUCUUGCCCAAUGGUUCGCUGCAGGAUUUCAUUUCAUCAGCAGAUAGCAAAUAUUGUUUCCUUGGUUGGGAUAAGUUGCAAGAUAUCGCUCUAGGCGUAGCCCAAGGAAUUGAAUAUCUUCACCAAGGAUGUGAUCAACGAAUCCUUCAUUUUGAUAUCAAACCGCAUAACGUUUUGCUAGACUACAACUUCAUUCCAAAACUUUCAGAUUUUGGUUUGGCUAAGUUGUGUUCCAAGGACGAAAGUAUUGUGUCAAUGACUACAGCUAGGGGAACCAUGGGCUACAUUGCACCUGAAGUGUUCUCCAGGAACUUCGGAAAGGUGUCUUAUAAGUCAGAUGUCUAUAGUUUUGGAAUGUUAUUGCUUGAGAUGAUACGAGGUAAAACGAAUAUUGGUGCAACCACGGAGAACACAAACCAAGAUUACUACCCAGAGGCGGUCUAUAAUCUUCUAGACGAAGGAGAAGACCCACGAAUCCAUUUUGGAGAAGAAGGAGAUGAUGAAAUUCCAACGAAACUCGCAAUUGUAGGGCUCUGGUGCAUCCAAUGGAACCCGGUUGAUCGUCCUUCCAUGAAUGCGGUGGUUCAAAUGUUGGAAGGAGGAGAAAAGUUAACAAAACCUCCUAAUCCUUUUGCGUCCACAGGUUCUACAAGAAGCUUUGCAACUGGGCCAUCAAGAAAUUUAAAUCUAGAGUUAGAAACAAUUGUUGAGUUAGAAUAA
Messenger RNA from Prunus dulcis (almond), 1836 nucleotides. RefSeq names its product rust resistance kinase Lr10-like. Gene Ontology annotation, molecular function: ATP binding; polysaccharide binding; protein kinase activity. Gene Ontology annotation, biological process: protein phosphorylation. Bases 1 to 1836 code for a protein of 611 amino acids. Lineage: Eukaryota; Viridiplantae; Streptophyta; Magnoliopsida; Rosales; Rosaceae. The transcript is spliced from 2 exons. The record is from RefSeq and is a predicted model, not a curated record.